Molecule: messenger RNA, 2069 nt
Organism: Toxorhynchites rutilus septentrionalis
Lineage: Eukaryota; Metazoa; Arthropoda; Insecta; Diptera; Culicidae
Gene: Nnp-1
Product: ribosomal RNA processing protein 1 homolog
Exons: 3
Coding region: 25-2040 (671 amino acids)
Biological process (GO): rRNA processing
Cellular component (GO): nucleus; preribosome, large subunit precursor; preribosome, small subunit precursor
Source: RefSeq, a predicted model, not a curated record
GUAGUGUAAAUAUUUUCAAUAAAGAUGGUGGUUAAAACAAACGUAGAAGUGGCACGUGCUGUAAAACCGGGCAACGGCAUGGAUAGUUCCACCGGAAGAAUACGAUUACAGGCGGCUAUGGAGUCUAAUGUUGAAGACAAGUGUAUUUUGAUCGCAAAGGAAUUAAAAUUUGUCAAAACUCUGGCGGGUAAUGAUGUAAAACUCCGAAGAAAAGUUUUGAAAAAUCUCAAAACAUGGUUAGCCACACGAAGUCGUAGUACAUUUGCCUUCAGCAACUCGGAUUUUCUACGACUUUGGAAAGGGUUGUUCUAUUGCAUGUGGAUGUCGGACAAACCACUGGUCCAGGAAAAUCUGGCUGAAGAGAUUGCUUCCUUACUGAAAUGUUUCGAUGGUGCGGAGGUAUCGGUGCAAUUCUUCGCUGCGUUUCUGGAAACAAUGUCCGCAGAAUGGUUUGGAAUCGACACAUGGAGAAUCGACAAAUUUAUGAUGCUUGUACGUCGUUGUACCCGGCAAAUGUUACAAGUGUUGCACGAGGAAAAUUGGCCAGAACAUAUCGUUGAAAGCCUUAUGCAGCAGGUUGAGUGCACCGUUUUGAAUCCCAGCAAAUGUCCUUUCGGCUUGACCAAACAUUUCGAUGAUUUGUUUUUGGAAGAAAUUGCAAAAGUAAGCAAUGCAAUCAUUGACCCUGCAAUCAUUCACCGAAUUGUCCGGUCUUAUGCCAUACGUUUACUCGGUACGAAUGAUGUGCGUUUGAUUAAACACAUUAUUUCUAGUAUAUUCCACUCUUUGUUAUAUCAGUCCGAGCUGGGCCAAGAUUUCCAGGAGAAGUUUGAUCUGUGGAAGAAAACUAGCUUCGCAACUAACAAUAUCAAUGAUGUUGAGUUUGAUGUAAAUUAUGAGUAUAGUAGUGACGUUUCCGAGGAAGCCGUGGAAGAGGAAACCGAAAAGGUGUAUGAUCCUCGUGCUGGACAGGUAGAUGUUGUCAUCAAUGAAAUCAAGUUCGAUCCAUUGAAAAUCGUCGAAAUAUUCGAAGAAAACCGUUUCAAGUCGUUCGUUACUUCCAAAGGUAAAAAAUACAUGAAAAUGUUGGUAAAACAAUAUAAGAAAUUUGCCAAUGGUGUUUUUCCACUUGGAAUUCAAACUGUGGAGAGUACAUCUAAAAAGGACUACGACGUGGAUAUUGACGAGAAGGUAAAAGAAUUGGAAAAGUAUCAAACGGAACUCGUCGGAGAUGAAACAAGUAAUAAGAAGAAAAAACAACGAAAACACAAGUUUGAGCUCAAAUCUCAACAAUUGAAGCCCGAGUCCAAAAGUGAGCCGGAAACAUUAAGUCGUGAAGAUUCAAACAAGUCAAGUGAAGAACGGGAACCGGAAGCACAAAAAAGUAAAAAGAAGAAAAAGGCUUCCCGAAUGCAAUUGAAGGAAGAAAAAUUAAAACAACUCAGGUUAAAAAGAGAGAAAAAAUUGGAAGCCAUCAAACGGAACAAGUUACCACCUAAGGCGACGAAAGAAAGUUCAACAGUAGCAUUAGAAAAAAAGAAACAUGUUAUAGUAGUAGCUAAGGAUGCAAAUGCCACCGAGACGAAAACCAAUCCUGUGAAGAAGGACGUAUCUAAGGGAUUGUUCGAAGUUAAGGAUGAAUGGUCUAAACCCCUUCAAGAUGGUGAAGUUGAGUUGUUUAUUCCAUCAAGAAAGGCUAAGCUUAUGGAAAUAGCGAAGGAGUCGGAGUUGAAUACUUCCCUGUCGAGUACAACGAUGGUGAAAAAUCCAUUCGCAACACCCAAAAAUAAGGAAAAAUCUUUGAAACGAAUUUUAGAUGCAACGCCUACAGAUGAAUCGGGAAAAAAACGUGUGAAAAUUGCUCUCAAUAAGAACGUAUCGCAAGACUUUCAUCAGCACAUGCAACAGGUCAAGAGUUCACCCCAAUUGCCAUACGAUUCUAGUAAAAAGCCAUCGAAAGGAGCGCUGAAACCUAAUCUCAUGCCUAGUCCUAUUAAUCCCUUUUAUAAGAAGAAAAUCGGACUAAAGCUAAGACAAUAAUCUGUAACUGUGGUAAAAAUACAUUGAAU